GCCGCGCCGCGAUCCUCCGGUGGUCUAGUUUACGUCGCGAUCUGUCUCGCCCCGUCGCGUCAACGAAUCCUCCUCGCCCCUUCGUGCCCUUCGCGACCGCGUCGAGUCCCAGCAGCCCCCGCGCGACCCGCCGUCGACGAGAUGAUCGCGCGAGCGAGCGCGCUGUGCGUCGCGUUGCUGAUCGGUGUCCUCGUGAAAUCGGAGCCACGCCCGCGGCCCACGCCGAUCUACACCAAUCAAUUUGCGGUCCACGUGCCGGACGGGAAGGAGGCUGCAGCCGAUGUCGCCGCGACACACGGGUUCGACAAUUACGGACAGAUCGGAGCACUCAGGGAGUACUUCCUAUUCGCCGAUAAACGGCUGCACAAGAGAUCUCUAUCGAGCAGCGAGCCGCAUCACAGAUCGCUGCGGGAUGAGCCGAGGGUGCGAUGGUUCCAGCAGCAGCACGAGAAGAGGCGCAAGAAGAGGGACUUCGUGCCCACGUCGUUCGCGUUCGGCGAUUACCCGGCGUUUUUCGACGAGUUCGGCCCCCGUGCUAGGCAGGCCACGUACCACCGACAAAGAAACAGGGAGAUACCCUUCCAGAACCUGUUCACGGAUCCGCUCUUUAAGGAACAGUGGUACCUGAACGGCGGUGCCAAAGAUGGCUACGACAUGAACCUCGGCCCAGCGUGGCAGAAGGGCUACACCGGCAAGGGUGUCGUCGUGUCGAUCCUGGACGACGGCAUACAAACGAAUCAUCCCGACCUGGCACUGAAUUACGACCACCAGGCCAGCUGGGAUAUCAAUGACAACGACAACGACCCGAUGCCAAGGGACAACGGCGACAACAAGCACGGGACUCGGUGCGCCGGCGAGGUCGCGGCCGUUGCUUUCAACCAAUACUGCGGCGUCGGCGUCGCCUACAAUGCCAGCAUCGGAGGCGUGCGAAUGCUCGAUGGCCCGGUAAACGACGCUGUCGAAGCCAGAGCACUGGGAUUGAAUCCUGAUCACAUCGAUAUAUACAGCGCUUCUUGGGGCCCCGAAGAUGAUGGCAAAACCGUCGACGGACCCGGCCCUCUCGCCCGCAGGGCGUUCAUUUAUGGUGUAACCAGCGGUCGCAAAGGCAAAGGCUCGAUCUUCGUGUGGGCCUCGGGGAACGGGGGUCGGCACACGGACUCGUGCAACUGCGACGGUUACACGAACAGCAUCUUCACGUUGUCGAUCUCGAGCGCGACGCAGGGCGGCUACAAGCCGUGGUACCUGGAAGAGUGCAGCUCGACGCUGGCCUCGACGUACUCCUCGGGGACGCCGGGCAACGACAAGAGCGUCGCGACGGUGGACAUGGACGCGAAGCUGCGUCCGGAUCACAUUUGCACCGUCGAGCAUACCGGAACCUCCGCAUCGGCCCCGUUGGCGGCCGGCAUCGCCGCGCUGGCGCUCGAGGCGAAUCCGAGCCUCACCUGGAGGGACAUGCAGUACCUGGUGGUGCUCACCUCCAGGUCCGGCCCCCUAGAGAAGGAGCCCGGCUGGAUCCUGAACGGCGUCAAGCGGAAGGUGUCCCACAAAUUCGGUUACGGGCUGAUGGACGCCGGCGCCAUGGUCAGCCUCGCCGAACAAUGGACCAACGUGCCCCCGCAGCAUAUCUGCAAGUCAGACGAGAUCAACGAGGAGAGGCGGAUCGAUCCCACCUACGGGUACACGCUCAGCGCGUACAUGGAUGUCACGGGGUGCGCUGGCUCGCUCAACGAGGUUCGGUUCCUCGAACAUGUGCAGUGCAAGGUCUCGCUAAGAUUCUUCCCACGAGGUAAUUUGAGAUUGCUGUUGACCUCGCCGAUGGGCACAACAUCGACCUUGCUGUUCGAGAGGCCACGGGACGUGCUCAGCGCGAACUUCGAUGAUUGGCCGUUCCUCAGCGUGCACUUCUGGGGUGAAAAGGCGGACGGCAGAUGGACCCUACAGAUCAUCAAUGCCGGGAAUCGACACGUCAACUCGCCAGGUAUCCUGAAGAAAUGGCAACUGAUCUUCUACGGCACGGCGACAAAUCCCAUCAGGAUCCGAACACGACAGUUUAACCCGGUACACGCGCAUUCUUCGUACGCCUCCGUGCAUUACCCAUUCCAUGUAGACGAUGCUCCACUAUCGCUGGGCCAUCGCGGCGACGCCGACUUCUUUCCUUCCUCUACCUUUCAGGGCUACCAGGGCCCGUACGUCGGCGCCGCCUCCAACGUCCAAGCGUCCGUGGCGACUCUCGACGGCUCCUCGGCCCCUAUCCUGACUAACCGACUUCCCGGGGACACGUCCUCCGCAUUCGGCUCGCCGCCGUCCUCGUCGCAAGUCGGGGACGACUCGCUGGACGCCACCAGAAAGAUAUUGCACGACUGCGACCCGCAGUGCGACCCCCAGGGCUGCUACGGCAAAGGCCCCACGCAGUGUAUCGCUUGUAAAAAUUAUCGACUCGACAACACGUGCGUGAGUCGCUGCCCACCGAGGAGCUUCCCGAACCAAGGCGGCGUCUGCUGGCCUUGCCAUGAGUCCUGCGAAAUCUGCGCCGGUGCUGGCCAGGACUCUUGCCUCUCCUGCGCACCUGCUCAUCUGCGUGUCACCGAUUUGGCAGUGUGUCUGCAGCAGUGCCCCGAAGGAUAUUACGAGAACACUGAGAACAGCACAUGUGUGCCCUGCGAAGCGAACUGCGCGAGCUGCCAGGAUAGGCCGGAUAAGUGCACCAGUUGCGAGCAUCACCUGGUAAUGUACGAAAACAAGUGUUACGCGGCGUGUCCCCUGUACACCUACGAGACGCAAGAUUACAACUGUGCGCCGUGUCAUUCGUCGUGCGAGACCUGCAACGGCACCACCGAGUACCAAUGCAUCUCCUGUCGGCCCGGAUUGUUUUCUCUGAAUGGAACCUGUCGAGCGUCCUGCCCAGCAGGCUUCAGCGCAGACAAGAAGCGCCGAGAGUGCGUGCCCUGUCCACCGGGAUGCGCAACCUGCGCCACAGCGACUUGCACGAGCUGCAUCGACGGCUGGAGCGUCAACGAAGAGGGUCUCUGCGCGCCGGAGCACCGCGACCGCUGCGAUGUCUCCGAGUACUAUGAAAAUGGCCACUGCAAACCGUGCCACACCUCGUGCAAAACCUGCGCCGGGCCCACCAAAGACAACUGCAUCUCCUGUCAGUCCUCGCUGCUGCUCCAAGGGAAACGCUGCGUGUAUCAGUGCGAUGACGGGUAUUAUUCCAUGGCGCAACCCUCGAGACCGGUCUGCGUGCUCUGCUUACACACUUGCAAGACCUGUGUGUCGCGCUUGAACUGCACCGCCUGCCAAGACGGUCUGCAGCUGCAGAGCGGCGAGUGCAGGUCCUCUUGCGCACAAGGGUAUUACAGCGAUCGAGGUCAAUGUGCCAAAUGUUACCUAUCCUGCAACACGUGUUCCGGGCCGAGGAGGGAUCAGUGCGUGACUUGUCCUCGCGGUUGGCAAUUAGCAGCGGGAGAAUGCCACCCCGAGUGUCCCGAAGGUUUCUUCAAAUCCAACUUCGGCUGCCAGAAGUGUCAUCAUUACUGCCGCACCUGCAAAGGGGAGGGGCCUCUCGAGUGCACGUCCUGUCCCCAGCACUCCAUGCUGGAAGGCGGCCUGUGCAUGGAGUGUCUCGGCGCGCAGUAUUACGACCCCCUGACGCAACUCUGCAAGAACUGCCACAGCGACUGUCGAAGAUGCACGGGCCCCGGUAAAUUCAGCUGCGCGGCCUGCUCGCCGCCUCUGCACUUGGACAAGUUAAACAAUCAGUGUGUACCCUGCUGCACUGGCAACGAGAAGGGGCCGCAGGCUGAAGAGUGUUGCCUCUGUGAUCCUGAGACUGGCGGCUGCAGGAACAGUUCACCAGCUGGCAAAAGGCGAGUGCCCGGGACAGAGUUCGUUUCAGCUGACACGUCCAUUUCGGAGGUGUACGCACAUUACGAGGGAACAGCGAGCGAUAAAAGCGAUUCAGCGUCACUGGCCAUCACGGCGACCACCACCAUAGCCGUGGCCAUUUGUCUGGUGUCCGUCGCCUUGUUCGCGACUAUCUUCAUCGCUCUUCAGACGAUGUCGAGUAGAAGAGAAGCGAACAAGGGUUACACGCAGCUGGCGAUGAGGGUGGAACCUCCGGACGAUGUUGACGCGGACGACACGACGGAGCUGAUGACCUAGACCCACAAAUCAAGCCCAGCGAUGACAGGACCUCUCGUCAAAGAGUUUGACGAAGGUCGACCAGUCCCGAUCACGACAGAUCGACGCGUUUGCGUGGCGUCCACAGCCGAAGAGCGGUCCAAGUGAUUCGUGGCAGAACAGGAAGGAUUACCAGCAACCAGCCGAAGAGAACAUAAGGUAUAUAAAUCGAAGAGGAGGAAUCCGUUCGAGGAAACAACGCAGAGAGGACAAAGGAACAAGAAAAUUCGAAACGUGAUAGUAAACUUUCUUUUCGCACUGUACGAAGUGUGGCUGUUCACUUAAUUGAUAGUGCGGUUGCGUGCGCGUCCGUGUGAAUGGUGAACGAGAUGUCUAGGUGCGAGUCUUUUCCGAGCGGUCAGGCGCGUCGCUGAUCCUUUCGAACGCCGAAUAACUGCGAUGGAACACGAGAGCGAGCGAGCGAGAAGGGUAACGGACAUUAUAAAGUGCCUGAUCCACAACACCCUCACGACCGCGCUUCCGUCUGCCCAUUUUUACAACCUUUUAUCAGGACCACGUCGAGCGACCGAGCAAAUCGCGUCUCGAUCGGCGAUAUCAGGGGAACCGGACCGCGGAUGUGUCGUUCAGCUUCGAAAUUCGUUGGUUCGUUCGGACGUAUUAAUAGAAAGUAUUCAUUAACGUUACACUAUGGGAAAAUGGUAGCGAUAGGGGGCGGAAAUAGGAAGACGGAAACGGCGAACGGGAAAUCGACGGUACGGAUAGAGUAGACACCUUUCCCCUCGCGACAGAGUUUGUACAGAUUCGUUCUCGCGCGGCGAGCGGCCCGACGCGUGUAUUCAGUCAUUCCGUCAUUUUCAGUCAGCGAAUGUGCAUUUUUAUAACUGUUUGUUGUUAUUGCUGCAUUGUCUAUGUGUUUUGUUUUGUUUAGUGGACUACGUGUUUUCGCGUUCCUCCCGCUUCGUUCUUUGUUUUAUCAAAUGGGGGAAAAUGAUGAUGAUGUAACGGGGUUGAGAGAGGAAUCAGAGAUUGGAGGAUAGGAAACGAAUUCUAACGCGAUCGACACGCGAAAGCAGUGAAUCGGUACCUUCAGGAGCUACUGUCCGCGCCUACCGUGUGAAUAUUGAAUUUCUCCUCGUGAUUUGAUAUAAAGCUAUUAUUGUACUUUUAUGAUGAACGCGAUUAUAAAUAUAUACAUAUAUACAUAUAUAUAUAUAUCUAUAUACACACAUACUCAGGCGUUUAAAUAUAUUCUGAGUUCGUGUUCCCAUUGAAUUGUCAUUGCUGCGUUUCCCGCUUCACUGUCUCCAUUUAUCCACAGCGCUGCCUGCUCUCGUCGUCAGCUGAGGUAAAUACCUUUUUAAUUAUUUGUCGUUGCGGAUAUGUAUAUUUAACUGUUUAUCUUGAAAGUGGCAUUCAUUCUUUGAAAGUUGUGAAGUUUUUUGAAGAUUAGUUGUAAUUGUUAGAAUUCUAGGUAAUGUUUUUUUAAUGGUUUCUUUGUCUUUGUUAAGGGUUGAGCCACUUUCAAAAUAAACUGUUCAAUAUGAUUGAUUUAACACAGAUUUGUAAGCUGGUUUUGUUGGAAUAGGGAAGCAACUGUUAACUGUUGAAGACUAAAACGCAUUUUUGUGAAGAGUAACUAGUAUUGCCAGAAUAUGAUGGUCUCUUCAUCUUUCUUUAGAAGAUUGAGCCACUUUCAAGAUAAACUGUUCAAUAUGCUUGUAUUUAUCACAGAUUUGUAAGCUUUUGUUAUAAUAGAGAAGCAAUUGUUAACUGUUGAAGAGUAAAACGCAUUUUUGUGGAGAGCAACUAGUAUUGCAUUUUUCUAGUUUUCUAACGCCUUCGAUGGCAUUUGAAGGUAGAGAAAAUAUUUGUAUUAAAGUAUCGAAGAUUUGGAACAGACAUGUAAUCGAAAUUAAACAUUGCAAUU
Molecule: messenger RNA, 6067 nt
Organism: Nomia melanderi (Alkali bee)
Lineage: Eukaryota; Metazoa; Arthropoda; Insecta; Hymenoptera; Halictidae
Gene: Fur2
Product: furin-like protease 2
Biological process (GO): protein processing
Cellular component (GO): Golgi membrane; trans-Golgi network
Molecular function (GO): serine-type endopeptidase activity
Source: RefSeq, a predicted model, not a curated record